CGGAAGUUGUUCUCUCGACCCCCGCCCCGGGGCCGGAUCGGGUCUCCGGGGGCUCUGUUAGGUUCCCGCUGCUGUCAGACUGUCUCGUUGGGCCCGAGGGCUGGGUGGCCCUGGGGUGGGCUCGUCCCGGUACCGGGCUCCCUCCAGGACCAGCCUUCCGGAAGCCGAGCGAAUUCCUGUCUCCCAGCAACGAGGGACGGGCUGCGGCCUGCGGGCUUGGCGGCGCGGUCCAGCUCGCCUAGGCGCUGGCCGGAACCCGGAGCCGGGCCCCGGCGGGAGCCGACACCGGAGCCUAGAAGAAUAAGCAGGAAAUGGCGGACGAGGCGUUGUUUUUGCUGCUGCAUAACGAGAUGGUGUCUGGAGUGUACAAGUCCGCGGAGCAGGGGGAGGUGGAAAAUGGACGCUGUAUUACUAAGCUGGAAAACAUGGGGUUUCGAGUGGGACAAGGAUUGAUAGAAAGGUUUACAAAAGAUACUGCAAGGUUCAAAGAUGAGUUAGAUAUCAUGAAGUUCAUUUGUAAAGAUUUUUGGACUACAGUGUUCAAGAAACAAAUCGACAAUCUAAGGACAAAUCAUCAGGGCAUCUAUGUACUUCAGGACAACAAAUUUCGUCUGCUCACUCAGAUGUCUGCAGGAAAACAGUAUUUAGAACAUGCUUCUAAGUAUUUAGCAUUUACAUGUGGCUUAAUCAGAGGUGGCUUAUCAAAUUUGGGGAUAAAGAGUAUUGUGACAGCUGAAGUGUCUUCAAUGCCUGCCUGUAAAUUUCAGGUGAUGAUACAGAAGCUGUAGAACAUACUGAAGUGCAAGGCUUCAACAGUGUAAAGGAUACAUUAUUCAUGGAUAAAGUAUUCCACGUAGCAAUGAUUUAACUACAUGGUUGGACGUUUGUAUUGAUAUAAUCUAUGUGCUAUCUCAUAUAAUGAAAGAUGCACUCUUAAGUGGGAAUAAGGUUGUAUUUUAUCAUUUUAAUACAGACCAAGUUAAAGCAGAUAGUGACAUUCUAUAACAUACACUUUACUAAAACUCUUCAGAAUGAAACCUGAUUUCAAAUAACUACACACCAAGAUGGAGGACCCUUAUUUUCAACAUUCUGAUUUGCUUAGAGUGAUGUGUAUUUAACCACACAUGGAGAAGCAAAACUCAGGGGUUGAUAAAUUAGCAUAAAGAAAAGUAUGCACCAUUCAGAAUCAUUUGUGUAAUAAUGAACAAAUUUUGGUUUUGUUUUAGUUAUUUAAGAAAGCAAACAGUACACUAAAUUAAACUUAAUUUUUAUUUUAUUGCUUAUAAUUUAUUUCUAUUAAAAAUUUUUAUGCCUGUAUAUAGAUUUGUGUGUGUUGUGUAUGUUGUGAUAUAUAUAUCAUAUCUGACUGCCUAAAUUGCUUAAAAACUUAAUUUUACUUUAAUAGAAUUCAGUCCUUGAGAGCUUGAUUAAUGUAAUAAAAGUGAAAUAUAGAUUAGUUUAAAUGUGAAUUCAUUGACUCCAGGGCCAAAGAAUAUUAGGUAUUUUAGGAAGGAAUUUUUAUACUUAGUCCUGUUACAGUCUUGACUUUCAACUUCUCUCCCCAUGUGUGGAAGUGCUGGUGAAGCGUCUAACAUCUUUAUCUUUAUUCCCUUAUUUACUCUUCCCCAGGGGCAGAAGGGUUGAUAAUUGGAUUAGUCACACCAAGGUUCAUUGAACCUAUCUCCUCAGUGGGUUGGGGUCAGUGCUCAUCUAGUAGAUCUCUCACCUCCUCUUCCAUCUGUUGACAUGAAAGGACAAGCAUGAAGAUGAAAGCCAUCACACUGAGAGCAGGAUGCACAGAUAGAAAGCACGUGAAUUGUGCUCCUGAAUUAACCAAUCCUGGAACUGCUUUACCUUUGGACUUUUUGUUAUGUAAGAUAAUAAAUUCCUUAUAUUGUUCAAUCUA
Messenger RNA from Equus quagga, 1906 nucleotides. It is a transcript of the gene TRAPPC6B, whose product is annotated as trafficking protein particle complex subunit 6B. The coding region runs from base 312 to 788 and encodes 158 amino acids. Gene Ontology annotation, biological process: endoplasmic reticulum to Golgi vesicle-mediated transport; regulation of GTPase activity. Gene Ontology annotation, cellular component: TRAPP complex; trans-Golgi network; cis-Golgi network. Lineage: Eukaryota; Metazoa; Chordata; Mammalia; Perissodactyla; Equidae. The transcript has 6 exons. The record is from RefSeq and is a predicted model, not a curated record.